UGCAUUUGCCGAUAAUGAGCCAAAAUAUUUAAUAUAAAUGCAGUUUAACUUUUAUUAUUAUUUGUAACACUUAUUACUUACUAUUAAAAUAAACAAAUUAUAUAGGGAAUUCGAUACAUAUUGUAAUUUGUAAACAAUUACCAUAGUAAUAGAUCCAUAAUCAUUAUAUGUUUAAGUAAAGAGUACGAACUAAAUAUAGAAAAACUGUUGAAACGAAGUAACAUUUGAACGUUAUUUUUUAACAUUUAUUUAUUAAUCGUAAUAAAACUCCACCAAAAUUAGUUACUACCCCAAAUACGACAUUAUUUCCGCCAUGGCUAAGCCAGUGCUGUAUUCAUACUGGCGAAGCUCAUGCUCUUGGCGUGUUCGUAUCGCAUUAAAUCUGAAAGAAAUACCUUAUGACAUAAAAGCAGUUAGUUUGAUAAAAGGUGGUGGAGAACAACACUGCAAUGAAUAUAGAGAGGUGAAUCCAAUGGAACAAGUUCCUUCUCUAGUUAUAGAUGGCCAUACAUUAAUAGAAUCUCUAAGUGUUAUGCAUUAUUUGGAGGAAACCAGACCUCAAAGAUCUCUUAUGCCACAGGACUGUUAUAAGAGAGCAAAAGUUAGAGAGAUUUGUGAGGUAAUAUCAUCAGGAAUUCAACCACUACAGAACCUAAUAGUUCUUAUCCAUGUUGGUGAAGAGAAAAAGAAGGAAUGGGCUCAGCACUGGAUAACAAGGGGAUUUCGAGCUGUUGAAAAAAUUUUAUCCUCUGUUGCUGGAAAGUACUGUGUCGGAGAUGAGAUUAGCUUGGCAGAUUGUUGUCUGAUACCUCAAGUUUUUAACGCCAGAAGAUUUCAUGUAGACCUUCGUCCAUUCCCAAUUAUCUUACGUAUUGAUCGAGAAUUGGAGAAUCAUCCUGCUUUUCGCGCCGCACACCCGUCAGCUCAGCCAGACUGUCCUCCAGAAGCUGCUAAAUAAUAAAUGAUAAAUAGUUCAGAUUUUAUGUUAACAUUCCAUUGUUUAUUGGUAGACAUUAAUUCUUGGAGUGGCACAGAUGGUUAGCAUUUCAGGUAGUCAUGUAUAUAUUAAAUCAUUAAAUUUAUUAAGUCAGUUAUUAUUCACGCCAUCAUAUAAUUUAAAUCUUUUGUUAUAAAUCUAGUUAUAUUGUGUACAAUCAAUAUUUAUAUAUUAGACUUAUUGAUCGAGUGGUCUAUCUUUGAUAGCUUCAUUUCAUUUAUGUUAUUGAUAUAUAGCCAAAAGAAAACUUAACAUUGAUUAUAUGUCCUAAUAGGUAAUAAGGUUUCAAAAGUGUCUAUUAGUUGAAAACCACUAAAUCUGGAAAGCUUGUAAGAUUUCAUAAGUUUUUUUAGAAAAAUG
Pieris brassicae (large cabbage white) is the source of this 1357-nucleotide messenger RNA. It is a transcript of the gene GSTz1, whose product is annotated as probable maleylacetoacetate isomerase 2. Gene Ontology annotation, cellular component: mitochondrion; cytoplasm. NCBI's taxonomy places the organism in Eukaryota, Metazoa, Arthropoda, Insecta, Lepidoptera, Pieridae. Gene Ontology annotation, biological process: L-phenylalanine catabolic process; glutathione metabolic process. The transcript has 5 exons. Bases 314 to 958 code for a protein of 214 amino acids. The record is from RefSeq and is a predicted model, not a curated record. Gene Ontology annotation, molecular function: maleylacetoacetate isomerase activity; glutathione transferase activity.